GAGGCGGCGCAGCCUCCUCCCCAGGCCCGCGAAUCCGCAGCGGCCUCCUCCGCAGCCUUCCGGCCCGCCCCGGCCCCCCUCCCCCCGCCCCGGUGGUACGUUCCGGUCCGCCUGGCACGGCUGCGGCGGAGGCUGCUAGAACCCACGCGGAGGAAGGAAGAGACGCAGGCUUCGGGGACCCCUUCCCCGAGAGACGGCACCAUGACCCAGGGAAAGCUCUCCGUGGCUAACAAGGCCCCCGGGACCGAGGGCCAGCAGCAGGCGAACGGUGAGAAGAAGGAGGCUCCGGCAGUGCCCUCGGCCCCGCCCUCCUAUGAGGAGGCCACCUCCGCCGAGGGGCUGAAGGCGGGGGCCUUCCCCACAGCCCCUGCAGCGGUGCCCCUGCACCCCAGCUGGGCCUAUGUGGACCCCAACAGCGGCUCGAGCUACGAGGGCCGUUUCCCCGCCGGAGACCAUGAGCUCUUCACCACCUUCAGCUGGGAUGACCAGCAAGUUCGCCGAGUCUUCAUCAGAAAGGUCUACACUAUCCUGCUGGUCCAGCUGCUGGUGACCUUGAGCGUCGUGGCUCUCUUUACCUUCUGUGACCCCGUUAAGGACUAUAUCCAGGCUAACCCAGGCUGGUACUGGGCAUCCUACGUUGUGUUCUUUGCGACCUACAUGACCCUGGCCUGCUGUUCUGGACCUAGGAGAUAUUUCCCCUGGAACAUGAUUCUUCUGACCGUCUUUACCCUGUCCAUGGCCUACCUCACUGGGAUGCUGUCCAGCUACUACAACACCACCUCGGUGCUGCUGUGCCUGAGCAUCACGGCCCUCGUCUGCCUCUCCGUCACCAUCUUCAGCUUCCAGACCAAGUUUGACUUCACCUCCUGCCAGGGCGUGCUCUUCGUGCUGCUCAUGACGCUCUUCUUCAGUGGGCUCAUCCUGGCCAUCCUCCUGCCCUUCCAAUACGUGCCCUGGCUCCACGCAGUGUACGCCGUGCUGGGAGCAGGCGUGUUUACAUUGUUCCUGGCGUUUGACACUCAGCUGCUGAUGGGUAACCGACGCCACACGCUGAGCCCCGAGGAGUAUGUUUUCGGAGCCCUCAACAUCUACCUGGACAUCAUCUACAUCUUCACCUUCUUCCUGCAGAUUUUUGGCACCAGCCGGGAGUGAGGAGUCCUCCCACCACCCUCCCCCCGAGAAUGCCCCGCGCUGCCCUCCGCCGCCCUGCGCCCCUGUAAGCCCAGAUAUAAACUAGCCGCCAGCC
Molecule: messenger RNA, 1246 nt
Organism: Pipistrellus kuhlii (Kuhl's pipistrelle)
Lineage: Eukaryota; Metazoa; Chordata; Mammalia; Chiroptera; Vespertilionidae
Gene: FAIM2
Product: Fas apoptotic inhibitory molecule 2
Exons: 12
Coding region: 202-1152 (316 amino acids)
Biological process (GO): negative regulation of apoptotic signaling pathway
Cellular component (GO): Golgi apparatus; endoplasmic reticulum; membrane
Source: RefSeq, a predicted model, not a curated record